Messenger RNA from Penicillium cosmopolitanum, 1128 nucleotides. Its product is annotated as intradiol ring-cleavage dioxygenase. The record is from RefSeq and is a predicted model, not a curated record. The coding region runs from base 1 to 1128 and encodes 375 amino acids. Lineage: Eukaryota; Fungi; Ascomycota; Eurotiomycetes; Eurotiales; Aspergillaceae. The transcript has a single exon. Gene Ontology annotation, molecular function: oxidoreductase activity, acting on single donors with incorporation of molecular oxygen, incorporation of two atoms of oxygen; iron ion binding.
AUGCAUCUCAAUGCUCUAUGGAAGCUGUGCCUUCUUGGCCUUUCGCUCCCUGUAGCCCUAGGCCAUCCAGGUGAACACGAGGCUGAAGAUGAUGAAGUGACCAUCAUCCAUAAACGCAUGUUCAAGGAGAAUGCUCGUCGCGGUCUUGAUCAGUGCGCCAAACGCUUCGAGGAGAGCGGCUUUAAUGCUCGUGCUGAAACUCGUCGUCGCGCUCUGUAUGACCUUCAUCGCCGCAGCCUCGCCUCCCGGGACACGGACUCCGUCCUCGACACUUCCCACUUGGUGACCGACUCGAGCAUCACCGCUAGCACUGAUGCUGCCGAUCUGUUUACUUCCAGCUCCACCUGCGUCUUGAACCCGGAGGGUGAAGUCGGUCCAUUCUAUGUCCUAGGCGAGUUGGUCCGCUCGAACCUCGUCGAGGAUGAGGAAGGUGUGCCAGUCAUCCUGGAUGUCCAGUUCGUCGACGUGACGACCUGUGACCCUAUCGAGGACUUGUAUUUCGACAUCUGGAACUGCAACUCUACUGGUGUCUACUCUGGCGUUGUGUCGAAUGGCAACGGAAACUCAAAUGAUGAGUCGAAUAUCGACGCUACUUUCUUACGAGGUAUUCAGCCAUCUGAUAGUGAUGGGGUGGUGACAUUUAACACGUUGUUCCCGGGUCAUUACAGCGGUCGAACUACACACCACCAUGUCAUUGCGCAUCUUGAUGUGACUGUUCUGUCGAACGGUACCAUAACUGGUGGUACUGUUGCACACAUUGGACAGCUUUUCUGGGAUCAAGAUCUCAUAUAUGAGGUUGAGGCAGUAUCUCCAUACAGCACGAACACAGUUACUAUCACGACUAAUGCUGAUGACCGAGUUUUCGCAACGGAAACCGAAGAUACCACUUCUGAUCCGGUGUUUAACUAUGUUAAGCUAGGCGAUGAUCUCAGUGAUGGUCUCUUGGGCUAUAUUACCAUUGCUGUAGACACUUCUGCCACUUAUGACCCAACCUAUAGCUUUGUGUACACUGCUAAUGGAGGUGUUGCUGAAUCUGGUGGCUCAGAUGAAAUUGGCGGCGACGGUGGCUCUAGCAGUUCUCCUGGCGGCGGUGGUAGUGGCGGGGCUGGCGGUGGUCCAUCCCAGUAA